Molecule: messenger RNA, 2131 nt
Organism: Amphiprion ocellaris (clown anemonefish)
Lineage: Eukaryota; Metazoa; Chordata; Actinopteri; Pomacentridae
Product: GTPase IMAP family member 1-like
Exons: 7
Coding region: 366-1328 (320 amino acids)
Molecular function (GO): GTP binding
Source: RefSeq, a predicted model, not a curated record
UCUCUUUUGAAACAUUUUGCCAUUGAUAAAGCUUAAAAUAGACUUAACAAUAUCUCAUUUAUGGUGUUCCACUUCAGUUUAGCCUGUCUUGAUAUCUGUCAACGUGUUUAUGGUACACAACAGAAUGAUUUACUUUCUAUCUCUCCUGAUUAUAUUCUUUGCUUUAAUCUGAGACUUUUGCAUUGUGAUUUGGUAAAAUAUUUGUCAGUGUUACUUUGACCUUUUAGGUCUUUUGUAUUGAAAGUUUUGAACAGAAGUGGUGUUGUCUGUAGUUGUCACAUUGACACCAGCUGUGAGUCUGACAACUGCAGAGAAAUGGAGUGUCAGUGUGAAAAGUACAACUUGGAGGAUGCUGCCACAGCUGGAUGGCUGAACAGCAACAGUGUCCAGAUGGGAGCUUUUACUGUGCUCUCCCAGCUCUGAUCCGAUGGCCCAUCCGUAUCUUCUGCUCUUUAACCGGUCUGUCAGCUCUUUGGAGCUGGGUGAGUCGCCUAGUGGGAACCCUCCGUGGAAUCCAGAGCCUGUUCAAAUGGCUGUCUCGAAUUUGGCAUUUUUUCGUUGGAAUCUCCUCCAGGUUUAAGUGGUUGGGUGCUGUCAUUCAAGCCAUCACAGGGUCAGAAUCAACCAGCAGCAGCAGCAGCUCCCAAAAACCAGGCCUGAGGUUGAUCCUGCUGGGACCCACCGGUGGAGGACGGACCUCUCUAGCAGAUACUUUGUUGGGCAAGUCUGGGACAACAGCACCCAUGUGUCCCUUAACGGAGAGCACCAAGAGAAGGACAGUCAUGGACGGUCGGGACCUUACAGUGAUCGACACUCCAGAUCUUUUGGGGGCAUCACUGGGGAGCAACAUUAGAGCCAGGGAAGCUCUGAGGAGUCUUCAGCUCGCUGGUCCUGGACCACAUGCCUUCCUGCUGGUGCUCCGGGCCCCAGGCUCUGGCAAGAUACCUGACCAGGAUGCCAACCAGGCAAUCCAAGCUGUCCUGGAACUGUUUGGAGAGGAAGUCAUGGGAUACAUCAUCCCAGUGCUCACUCAUGCAGACCGCCUGAGCCAAAAGAACACCGUAGAUCACCUGCUGAAAGUGGAUACAGGGACUCUGAGAAGGGCUGUGUCUUUGUGUGGCCAGAAGCCAGCGCUGGUGGACAACAGGCCCAACCUCCCUUCAGAGGCUCAGAGUGUGAUGCAGAGGAAUCUGGUGGGGCGAGUGAUGGAGGUGAAGGAGCUGAGGGGGCAUUUCAUCCACGAACUGCAGAGGAGGGAGGACCGCAUCAGGGAGGAGCUGCUGGCUGACAUGGCCUCCGCACUGGCUACAAAACUGGGACACUUGUGAAGAAGUGUAUGUGGGUUUGUGUGUUUGUGUGUGUGUGUGUGUGUGUGUGUGUGUGUGUGUUUGUGUGUGUGUGAGAGAAAGCACUGCAGAAGUGAAAAAUAAGGUGGCAGGAUUCAUUCAUGUGUUAAACAUGCAAUUUGGACUUUAAGUGCAAGGGUGAUUCUUUGCCUGAGGUAUUUUUGUCACUCUACUGGUUUACCACUGUCCAAAUGAAUUUACUACCGCCGGUUGCAUUUCGCUUCUCAACAUGCUGCACAUGCUUUUGGUUAGAUAUCAUGACCGCACACAUGUAAUUUUCCUAUUUUGAUGUGUUGUAAUUCUUCAUUGUGCGUAUAUUCUUUUGUGUGUCCGUGGUUCAUGUUUUCAUACUCUGCUCCAGUCCACUGCCCUCCCACGUCUUUCAUGAUUUAUAAGAGAUAUCAAACUUUAAAGACGAUCAGGGAAGAUAAAGUGAAGUCAUACUGGGGCCAGAGUUCAGCAGUGCUGCUCUGUGUUUUCUGUGUGUUCUCCAAAAUUCUCCGAAACAGGUUUAAAUGGUGAAACGAUUACUUCUGCAAGCUUAGAGUUAAUUGCAGGUUUUAUACUCUGUAUUUAUGUCACUGUGGUGAACAGAUACUUGUAACAGGUUGAUGAAUGCUUUGCAGUAAGUGAAUAGGGCUAUGUUUAACUGUGAUUUAUUGGGAAUCUAUUAAGAUAUUUUGCAUGUACAGGGCUGUUGGUAAAAUGCAGUGUAAACCAAUUUAACCUCCUAAUUUUAUAGAUAGAUUAGUCCUUUUAACCAGAAAUAAAUGGGAUAAAUACAA